Messenger RNA from Stegodyphus dumicola, 873 nucleotides. RefSeq lists its product as uncharacterized. Lineage: Eukaryota; Metazoa; Arthropoda; Arachnida; Araneae; Eresidae. The record is from RefSeq and is a predicted model, not a curated record.
UUAGAUAUGCAUGAAAAAAAGCGAUUUAUUUGAAUGCUAUAAAUAUGUAAAGCUUCCAGGAUCUGUUUAACUUUAUUGCUCUUCAUUCGACUCUCAAAUAAACAUGUGGGUUCUCAUUAUUGCCGUCGGUUUAGUCAUCGCAGGUUCUACAGCUCUAGAAAAGGACGACAUUUGUGAGAAGGACAGUUGGGAAAUAUGUGAUUCUGGUAUACCUUUUGUGUUUCCAAACAACGAGAAAGAGUUCGACGAGACUUGUUCUAUUAUAUUGGACGAAUCUAAAUGCAGACAGGAACAUGCAAUCAAAUGCGAAUCGGACAAGCUUGAAAAAAUUACUGGAAUUGUUGAAUUUCUGCAAGAAGUCUGCCGCAAAGGUUCCAGCCUUAAUGAAGCUAUCGGGCCGAAUAUAGGAUGCAUCAAAGAAAACGUAAUCAAGGAAUGUUACGAAAAGACCGGAACGGUAUUUAGAACUUACAAAGAUUACCUGAACACUACAGGUGAAGAAUUUUCAGAUGACAACUGGAAGAAGCUCAUGUGCAUGAGUUUGGCUUAUGAUCUUGCUUGCGCCGUCAAUGCCGUUUCAGUGCCCUGUGGCAGUACGGUGAGGGAUGCCAUUCUAGAAGUUAACCGUCGUAUUGACUGGAUGGAAAAGAAGGAUAUGUGUCCAAGAAGCUUGAGAGAAGAAAUUGUUGAAGACAUUCCAAUCAUACAAAUCAGCCUUGUGGAAAAGGUGAUACUCGAAGAAUUACUCUUGGACAUCUGAACAAGCAAACUGAUGAAAGCCCUGAAAGAAGAAAAACUCAUUUUGAGUACAUCGAUUAAUGUUUGAUUACUUAUGAGUAUAGAAUUAAAUGUAAAAAGUAUCUUUUGCAAGCA